This is a messenger RNA of Juglans regia (Persian walnut), 1639 nucleotides long. RefSeq names its product lipid droplet-associated hydrolase-like. The record is from RefSeq and is a predicted model, not a curated record. The coding region runs from base 193 to 1131 and encodes 312 amino acids. The transcript is spliced from 14 exons. Gene Ontology annotation, biological process: lipid storage. Gene Ontology annotation, molecular function: lipase activity. NCBI's taxonomy places the organism in Eukaryota, Viridiplantae, Streptophyta, Magnoliopsida, Fagales, Juglandaceae. Gene Ontology annotation, cellular component: lipid droplet.
UUUCUCAGAUUCUCUUUUCAAUUCCUUAUUUCCCAACACUUUCAAGAUUCUCCCCUCAAUGCAGUAGGUUGGCUGGCCGACCUAUGCCUCUUUGACUUUGUCUGGCUCAAUGCGACCGGACUUAUAUAUAAUUUGCAUCGCACUAUAUUCUGCUGCAGGAGGAGCUAUAGAUCAAGGUGCACGAUAAAAGAUAUGGCUCGAGAUGGAUUGGAUUUUUCGGAAGCUAAAAGGCCUGCUGCUUUUCGAUUGUGCAAAGUGUCCGGUUACAUGACUGAGUUGCUGGAGAUUCGCGCCGAUGAUCCUAAACUGCACGUUCUAUUCAUUCCGGGAAAUCCAGGUAUUGUUGCAUUUUAUAAGGACUUUGUGGAAUCAUUGUACGAGUUUCUCGGAGGACAUGCAUCUGUAACAGCAAUCGGGCAUGUUUCACACACCAAAAAGAACUGCGAGCGUGGAAGGUUAUUCUCAUUAGAAGAACAAAUUUUACACAAGGUGGAUUUCAUCAUUCAGGAGCUAGAAAAUCUUGAAGUUCCUAUAUUACUGGUUGGACACUCGAUUGGCUCAUAUAUGGCUAAUGAUGUGUUUAGGAGGUCCUCAGAAAAGGUGACCUAUUGCAUUGGACUAUAUCCAUUUUUGGCAGUAAACUCGCAAUCGUGGUGGCAGUCUAUUAUUGGGAAGAUUGUAGAGUCACAAGUUUUAAGUGUUGCACUUAGUUGCAUUGCGGCAUCAUUGGGAUCCUUACCAAGCAGUGCUUAUAGGUUGAUUUUGACAAACUCUGUUGGGAGUUCGUGGUCAGCUGCUGCAGUUGAGGCUACUUGCUCACACUUGGUGCAGUACCAAGUUGUCCGGAACAUACUCUUUUUGGCUAUGACAGAGUUCAGAAAGCUUGCUGAAACACCAGAUUGGAAGUUUAUGAGAGAAAAGCGGGAGAAAAUAGCAUUUUUGUUUGGUGUUGACGAUCACUGGGGUCCACUUCAAAUGCAUAAAGAGAUUUCCAAGCAGGUCCCAGGCAUUUCUCUAUCAAUUGAAAAGGCCCAUCCUCAUACUUUCUGUUUCACUGAAGAUGGUUCAUCAUGUGUUGCAAAGCAUGUUGCAAGAUUGAUCCAGAAUCAAGUACUGCAUUCAGGGCAGUAAGAUCGAGACAGUGGCAAACACAUGAGAAAGGCGGGGGAAACAAAAUGCAAACUGAAAAAUGAGACAGGUCAUUCAUCCACAAUAUAACAAUGAGAGCAAGAAACCCCAUGGCUUCAGUAGAACCACCUUAUAAUUAAAAGAUGCUUACUUUUUUUGUGACAUUAAUUAGCUACUUUAAUGGAAGGCUGGAUUCCAACACAGUAUCCUUGCAACCUUUGGACCCAGCAAAGCUUUCAGUUCAAGCUCAUAUGGGGGGGUCCUUUGGUCCAAUUCCAUGGAUACAAGUACGGGGGCCGGGGCUGGAUGUUCUAAUUAAUUGAACAGUUAGAUGAAAGCAAAGCAUUACCUAUUUUAUUUUGACUGGAAUCAAUUUACGGUUUCGAAUCAUUCUCGCGUCCUCUCGACGAGCAUUUGAGAAACUUGUUACACGUUUUCUUUCUAAAAAGGCUACGCAACAGUGACUUUUUGUCCAUCCUUAAAUUCCCUUUUUAGGCUAGAUGAGAUGGGA